AUGCCGCCUCUCAGGAAUAAGAAUGAGAGCUUUCAUAAAAUUUUGGUGAACCACCUCUUUAAGGAACACCAAGCCAAGUGGAAAGAAUUGCAAGAAAAGAGAAGGAAGGAGGAGAUUGUUGCAGCAACUACUUUGACAGAAGCAUUGGUAGAUCAUCUAAAUGUAGGUGUAGCACAAGCAUAUGUGAAGCAAAGAAAGUUGGACCAUGAGGUAAAGACGUUGCAAAGACUGGCUGCCCAGUUUGGAAAUCAGACGACACAAUGGAUUGGUUUUGUGGAGAACUUUAUCCAGGCCCUAAAAGUAUAUAUUCCAGUGCUUGCUUUAAUAAGCGUAUUUAGCCUUUGAUUUGAUUCAGACGGGCAUUAAGGCCUAUGGGGCACUGGCCAUUAUGAUUUAGCUUUGUUUAGCCUGAGCACAGAGUUAGUCAAACACACACUUGCCAUUGGUCUGAGAUUUCUUUUACAUAGAUUUAUUUAUAGUCUGGAGUUUCCUGAUUAAUCAUUGAACAUUACAUUUAUUAGAACGUUCUUUUUUUAAUACUGGUCUGGGGUCCCACCUGCAGGACACUGAGAGAAAUACAUUCAUGUAGCAUAAGGAUUUCCCAAAAGGCAAUAUCCUGUCCAACAAAAAUUCCUGAUGGAUUAAAAUCUGUGUCUUGUGCUUUACUUUUUUUUUUUAUUACUGAUGAAAUGUACAGGUUGCUUACAUUUAAAUGUGUUUUUAAAUAUCUAUAUUGUAAAGUUAUUUUGCAAAGAUUGGACUGUAUUAAAGACUUCUAGUAUGCAUAGCUUUUUUAAAAUAUAUAAUGAAAAAUACUUUUCUGGCUGCACAGGGAGCCAGUGCAUUAGUACUCGAAUAAUAAAUUUGGUGGGGUUUGCUUACCCUUCAAAUGAUUGCAAUAGUUAAAUAAGGAAGCCAUACAGUAGCAGAACUUUAUUUUACAAAGUUUUCUAAAGUUUUUCUUAUAGUUUUUGAGAUAUAAAUUGUUUUAAUGUGCUUCAUCAACCUUAACUCUUUUUUUCCCAAAAACAACUCUAAGAAAAAAAAAACAUUAAAGACAAAUCUCAUACUUCAUGUUCAAUCCUCAAUCAAUAGAUCAAACAAUCUAUUCUGACUUACCUGAGACCCGGGCCGGUGCUGCUGUUAGCAGAAAACCACACUGGCCCAGGCAUCCCCUCCUUGGAUUUGUCAUUCUUCACUAUACAUGUGCAGUAAAGUGAAAAGGGUUGUAUUUUUUAAUGUUCGGCUUUUCACUCUGCGAGCGCAGUAAAGAAAGAAGAAGCUAGAAGACAAUCUCUCUGUGGUGCUUGCUGAGAAGAACCCUGGACCAGAGCAGUUUUGUGCUAACAGGAGCACCAAGCCAGGGUAUCCAGUAAGUGAUUUUAAAGGUAACUGAAGCCCCAAAAUGGAUAUUUAAGCAACAGAAAGUAUAUAUAAUAUUAAGUGGCAU
This is a messenger RNA of Xenopus laevis (African clawed frog), 1450 nucleotides long. It is a transcript of the gene bloc1s1.L, whose product is annotated as biogenesis of lysosome-related organelles complex 1 subunit 1-like. The record is from RefSeq and is a predicted model, not a curated record. Lineage: Eukaryota; Metazoa; Chordata; Amphibia; Anura; Pipidae. The transcript is spliced from 4 exons. Bases 1 to 345 code for a protein of 114 amino acids.